AUGUCUUAAUAGUAAAAACUUAUAUCAGCUUCAUCACCUUCCAAAACUAGAAGUGCAAUAUCAUUACACACUUAAUCAAAGAGUCCCCAUUAUAAUGAAAUGUAAUAAGGGUCUACACAUCAAAAGUCAUAGUAAAGUUUACGAAAUUCUCAUUAUAUAAGCAAGUUCGAGAAGAGUAUUGAUUUAGAUAUGAAACAGAGUAAUAGUUUUAUUAACCCUGAAUUUGAGAUAAAAAAACUAAUGAACUUAGUUGAAUUGCAAUAAUAUGAAAUAAAUAAUUGGAAACGUCGAUAUGAAUAAGCAGAAUCACGAUGUAUAUCUUCUAAUUCAUCAAAACCAAUAAAGGAAUAUGAAAUACAUAUAGAUUAAUUAACUAAAGAACUCAAAAAUUAUAUGUCUAUGAACGAUGAAUUAAGUAAUGAAGUGAAAGAAAAAGAUAGCCUAAUAUAAAAACUGAAUAAAUAAUUAGAUAUCUACAAAUAAUAGUUAAAUGAUUAUUAGUCGGAAUUAAAGUAUGCAUAGAAAGAAAAGGCUAAUAUGGAUAAAGAUGCUUCACUGCAAUUCUAUUAGCAAGAUUAGAGAUUCAAUUAGAAAUUAUAAGAUAUUUAAUAAGUUAAUUUUGAAUAGAUGUAAAUUAGGGAUGAUUAAAUCUAAAAAUUGUAAUAAGAAUUAAUAAGACGUAAUUAAGCAAUUGAAUUUUAGAAAUAAGAAAUAAUGUAAUUAGAUAAGAUUAUUAAUGAAAUUAAGGUUGGAGAAAACACAUUGUUGCAAUCUUAGGAAACAUAUAAAAUUAAGUAUUAAGAAUUACUGGAUGAAAAAAAGAAGGAAAUCACUAAAUAAGUUUAACAAUUCGAAUUAAAAACUAAACAAUAAGAAAAGGAAUUUCUUGAUGAAAAGGAAUGCCUUGUUCAUAAAAUUAGUUAGAUGGAAUAUGAAAUAGAAUUGCUAAACAAAUAAAGCUAAGAAUCAUAAAAUCUGAUUUCAGGAUUGCAAGAUGAAAUUCAAUCACAAGUGGAUUAGAAUUGUUAUCUUUAAGAAUAACAUCAAAACAUUUAAUAUGAUUUAGAAUAAACAUACAAAAAAAUUAUUUAAGAUUUAAAAAUUGAAUAUGAAUCAUAAAAAAAUAAAUUAUGCUAAGAAGUUUCAAAAUUAACUUCUUAAUUAGAAAUUACUUCAUAAUAACAUAGUGAAAAUUAAGAGUUGAUUCAAGAAUUAUAAUUUAGUUUAGAUAAUUUAAACAAACAUAAUGAAAAUAUAUCUUAGUAAUUAAGUAGAUUGCAAACAGAAUUUGACCAACUAUAAUUAUAAUAUGAAAAUGAUAUAACUGAACAAAACUAAGAAAUUGAACAGUUAAAUGAUUAAAUUGCAUAAUUAACAGAGUUAUUAGAACAUAGAUCUAAUGAACUUGAUGAUGUCAGAUAAUUAAGAGGAGAAUUAGCACUAAAAAAUAAUGAAAAUAACCUAUUGAUCUAAAGAUUAUAAAAUGAACUAGAAACUUUGAAGAAAAAAUUAUUUGAACUUCAAAAAUAACAUCAAAUUCAAGGAUAAGUCAAAGAUGAAAUAAAUAAAUCACAAUUUGAAUAAAUGAGAAACCAAAUGGAAUCUGAAAUUGAACUAUUAUAAAAUGAAAAUAAAACGAUACGAUAUUAAUUAUAGAUGAAAUCAAGAGAAUGUGAAGAGUGGAAACAGUAGUACAAUAAACCUUUAUGA
Messenger RNA from Paramecium tetraurelia, 1710 nucleotides. RefSeq lists its product as uncharacterized. NCBI's taxonomy places the organism in Eukaryota, Ciliophora, Oligohymenophorea, Peniculida, Parameciidae. The transcript has 5 exons. The record is from RefSeq and is a predicted model, not a curated record.